AUGCGUGUCUGCAUACGUGCGCCGUCGGCGGUGCGGAGUGCACACGCGCGCCUCGCAUCGCCGAUGCACGGCGUAGUCGCAGCGACACGCGCUCAUUCCACGACGCGCACGAACGACGCGCCGGCCACCGAGGGCCGGCAGCAGUUCAGUCCGUUCUCGUCGCAGCUGCCGCAUACGCACCUGCCCACGCCCCUGCCGAUGGAUGUGCGCGAUCGGCAGUCGACGCUGCGGCGGCGCAUGCAAAAAGACGGCUCGUUCAACAGCGAAGAGGCCGCCGUUGCGGCCAUGUCGAACCUUGAUGAGUCGUUCUACCCCACGACGCGCGCCAUCGAGAGCCUCGCGCUGCUGCAGGCGUGUCUCUCGACAGGACUCUUGUCGCGCGCACACAAGCUCAUGGGCGACCUGCGCGUCGACGCGCACCGUCGCCUCCAGGAGAUGCACAACGCCCGCGCUGCGACCGACGUCGAGAGCGAAUUCGCGUAUGCAUCGCCGCUCCCGCUGUGGGCCUACAACUCGGUGCUGCACGCGUACCUGACCAAGGCUAUGCAGACCGAGGACGAAAACGAGACGGCGGUGUGGACGUCGCGUGCCUGGGAGCUCUGGCACGGCAUGAUGGACCGUGCCGAACCGCAGCUCGAUCCGCGGCCGGACGCCGCGACGAUCGCGACGAUGGCGCUCGGCGUCGUGCGUCUUGAGCAGCUUAACCGAUACCCGUCCGGCGACCCUGGCGUCGCCGUGCUGCUCAAGGCGGCGCGGUCGCUGUCGCUGUCCCUUGAUGCGAUCUUUUCUUCGUCGGUGCUGCAGGCCGGCACGUCGGCAGACGGCGAGGCACACGAAGAAGAUCCGGCGCCGGAUGCCAACGACGCGUCUCUUUUUGUGCAGCCGAGCGUCGAUGCCGAGACGCUCCUGACGCACUUCCGCAAGGCCGCGUCGGACAUCGGCGACAAAAACGCCCUGCACGAGCUCGAGCAGGUCGCGCAUAUCCUCCUCCGGGCUGAGAGCCGCGAGGAGGCGGCGGCGCACAAGUCGCAGACCGAUCCGCUGGAAGGCGUUGCGCAGAUCCGGCCGGUCGUGAAAAAAGGCGACGACGGCGAGUACAAGCCGUUUAAUCUCCAGACCCUGCAGGAGAGUCUCGCGAUUAUGAGCGAUGCGCGCAUGCGCGUGCCGGACCUGUACGAGCGCCAGCGGUGGCUCGAGCACUCGGCGCUCGACGCGGCCCGCAAGCGUCUGCAGCACGACUCGGCGAAACUCGAGGAGCUCGGCCUGAAUUCGGGCGCGCUGCAGUCCAAGACGCUCCAGGCGUGGAUGUGGGAGUGGUACCAAAAGCUCGAGGUCGCCCUGACCAAGGACCUGCAAGCGCUGCACAAGCAGACCGAGGCGGGCGACACGUCGUCGAUGGAGGCGCAGCUCUACCCUUUCCUGAGCCUGCUCCCCCCGUCGAAGCUCGCGAUGAUUGUCGUGCUGGAGCUGAUGCGCAUGCAAGGCAUUGGCGGCGUCGCGGACGGCAUCAAGACCACGCGUGCGCUCCUCCAGGUCGGCAAGGCGAUCGAAGCCGAGUACCAUGCGACGGUCAUCAACAAGCACCCUGAAAUCUUCAUCCAGGCCCGCACUGCGCAGAGCCUGCUGAAAGACCGCAACCUGAUCAACCUCGCAAUGCGCCGCGACCUCAAGGCGUGGCAGGAGCGCUGCGACGAGGACUCGCUCGAGGCCAACGUGCCCAAGUGGACGCAGAUCGUGCGUGCGCGCGUCGGCUCGUACAUGGUGCGCCAUCUGAUGGAGGUCGCGACCGUGCACCGCCAGGCGCGCGACCGUGACGGCGAGCUGUGGGAGGAGGAGCAGCCGGCGUUCUACUCGACGUACCAGUACAUUGCGGGCAAGAAGCUGGGCGUGAUUCGCCUGAACGAGGUCGUGAGUCGCCGCCUCGACAAGGAGUCGGUGAAAGAGACGCUGCAUCCUCGGCACCUGCCGAUGCUCGUGCCCCCCAAGCCAUGGCUUACCCACGACUCGGGCGGCUACUUUUCGGUAAAGACGAGUGCGAUGCGGUACAAGGACAGCAUCGAGCAGAGCUCGUACCUGCGUGCCGCGUCGGAAAACAACGGCCUCGAGGUCGUGCUUGCGGGUCUCGACGUGCUGGGCAACACCGCGUGGAACAUUAACCGCGAGGUCUUUGACGUGGUCGUCGAGGUGUGGAACGCCGGCGAGCCGCUCGCGGAUCUGCCGCCCGCCGAGACGAACGACCCCGAGCCCGAGCGCCCCCCGCCGGACGAUAUCAAGGCCAAGGGUAUUUAUCUGCAGCGCCUGCGCCAGUGGAACGCGAACCGCGCGUCGAACCACUCGCAGCGCUGCGACAUCAACUACAAGCUCGAGAUCGCGCGCAGCUUCCUUGGUGAGCGCUUCUACUUCCCCCACAAUAUGGACUUCCGUGGCCGUGCCUACCCCAUUCCGCCGCAUCUGAACCACAUCGGCAACGACCUGUGCCGUGGCCUGCUCAAGUUUGCGGAUGCCAAGCCGCUCGGCGCGGUCGGUCUGCGCUGGCUGCGCAUCCACCUGGCCAACGUCUUUGGCUACGACAAGGCGUCGUUUGCGGAGCGCGAGCAGUUUGCGAUCGAGCACGAGCGCGAGCUGCGCGACUCGGCGACCAACGCACUCAACGGCGAGCGCUGGUGGCUCCAGGCGGACGACCCGUGGCAGUGCCUUGCGACGUGCAUUGAGCUGACCAAGGCACUCGACCACCCCGAAGGGCCGGAGCAGUUCCCGUCGCAGCUCCCGGUGCACCAGGACGGCACCUGCAAUGGUCUGCAGCACUAUGCGGCGCUCGGCGGCGACCUGCACGGCGCCAAGCAGGUGAACUUGUCGGAAGGUGAGCGCCCGUCGGACGUGUACAGCGGUGUGGCGGACAUGGUCAUUGCGCAGCUCAACGACCGCGCGGCCGAAGGCGACGAGCACGCCCAGCUGCUUAUCGGCAAGGUCACGCGCAAGGUCGUGAAGCAGACGGUGAUGACCACGGUGUACGGCGUGACGUUUGUCGGCGCCAAGAACCAAGUCAUGCGCCAGCUGGUGGACCGUGGCGAUAUCCCCGCCGAGAUGCUCUGGAGCACUGCGUCGUACCUGGCCAAGUGCAUCAUGGGCUGUAUCGGCGACCUGUUCUCAGGAGCGAACCUCAUCCAGGAGUGGCUCUCGGUGACUGCGCGCCUGAUUGCCAAGAGCAUCCCCCCCGAGCGCCUCGAGUCGUCUACGCAGACCUACCAGCCGCGGACGACGUCCAAGGCGGCGAGCACCGUGCCGGUGUCGCGCAUCGGCAAGGAGCAGAUGACCUCGGUCAUUUGGACCACUGCGCUCGGCCUGCCGAUCGUGCAGCCGUACCGCAAGGUCAAAAAGCACCAGAUCGCGACCGCGAUGCAGUCCGUCUUUAUCCGCGAUCCCAACCAAAACUUUGAGGUGAACCCCAGCAAGCAGUCGAGCGCGUUCCCGCCCAACUUUAUCCACUCGCUCGACGCGACGCACAUGAUCCUCACCGCGCUCGAGUGCCAGUCUGCGGGCCUUGUCUUUGCGAGUGUGCACGACUCGUACUGGACGCACGCCUGCGACAUCGAGACGAUGAGCGACGUGAUCCGCGACACGUUUGUGCGCUUGCACUCGCAGGACAUUCUCGUGCGCCUGCGCAACGAGUUCCUCGAGCGGUACAAAGGCUACCGCAUCCCGGCCUCGUCGCUCACCAAGGCCUCGAUGCUGCGCUCCGAGCGCGAGCUCCACGAAGCGCAAGAGGCCGAGGAGGAGGCCGAAGACGCCGACGACGAGCCCAAACCGCGUCGCCGGCGUGCGAAUGGGUCGGUGGAGAACAAGUUUUACGAUCUCGCCGAGGUUCUUCCCGCCAUUCCCGAAAAGGGCAACUUUGAUGUGAACGAAAUCAAGCGCUCCCUGUACUUCUUCAGCUAG
This is a messenger RNA of Malassezia japonica, 3936 nucleotides long. It is a transcript of the gene RPO41, whose product is annotated as DNA-directed RNA polymerase. Gene Ontology annotation, cellular component: mitochondrial DNA-directed RNA polymerase complex. The record is from RefSeq and is a predicted model, not a curated record. Gene Ontology annotation, molecular function: mitochondrial promoter sequence-specific DNA binding; DNA-directed RNA polymerase activity. Bases 1 to 3936 code for a protein of 1311 amino acids. The transcript has a single exon. Gene Ontology annotation, biological process: mitochondrial transcription. Lineage: Eukaryota; Fungi; Basidiomycota; Malasseziomycetes; Malasseziales; Malasseziaceae.